Gasterosteus aculeatus aculeatus (three-spined stickleback) is the source of this 1024-nucleotide messenger RNA. RefSeq names its product granzyme B. Gene Ontology annotation, molecular function: serine-type endopeptidase activity. NCBI's taxonomy places the organism in Eukaryota, Metazoa, Chordata, Actinopteri, Perciformes, Gasterosteidae. The record is from RefSeq and is a predicted model, not a curated record. Gene Ontology annotation, biological process: proteolysis.
GACGCACGCCACUGCUGCUCAGCAGCUCAUCUGGACUCUGAUCUCAACAUGCUCGCCCGCCGCGAGCUGCUCACGCUGACUCUCGCGCUGACGCUCGCUGGUCGAGGCGACGCAGGUGGAAUCGUCGGGGGCCACGAGGCGGCGCCGCACACGCGGCCCUACAUGGCGCUGCUGGAGCUGCACAUGCACAACGGCCAGCACAGAAGAUGCGGCGGCUUCCUGCUCAGCGAGGACUUUGUGAUGACCGCGGCCCACUGCCGAGCCAAGUCCCACAAGGUCUUCCUGGGAGUCCACGACGUCCACGGUAAAGGAAUACAGGUCCUGUCUGUUGCGCAAACGUUCCAGCACCAGGACUACAACGCGACUGAUUUCAGAAAUGACAUGAUGCUUCUCAAGUUGAGCUCCAAAGCGAUUUUCAACAAAAACGUGGCACCCAUUGCUCUCGCAGACGAAGGGAACGUCUCUUGGCCAAAGACCUGCCUGGUGUCCGGCUGGGGAAAAACAGAAACAGGGAAAAACUCCGUGGUGUCUUCUAAACUCAUGGAGGUCAAGGUCAAACUCAUUUCCUUCCGGCCGUGUGACGAGUCCAACUUUUACUGCUCCGAGGGAGAAAAAGGACCAAUCCAAGGAGACUCUGGUGGGCCGCUGGUCUGUGAGGACGGAAAGGCGUACGGUGUCUUCUCCAACGUGUUCGAGCCAAAGUCGAAGGACCCCGCCAUCUACUGUUUUGUUAAGAUCCCUCUCUACAGAACUUGGAUCGAUGGCACCAUGAAGAAGGCGCGCGGAGGCUCCGGUUCACGCGACGGCUGAUUCAAUCGGCCACAGACGGGUGUCGAAAGUGUGCAUCCUUUUUUUUUAAUGUCUCCUUGAUUUAGAUUUCUAAUGCGAGUUGGGUAGAUUUCAGUAAGAUGAUUCAUCUGCUUUUUUUAAAAAUGCAAAUGCUAUUGACUAUUUUGUUUUUAUUUGAUUUGUGAGUCUUCUUGUCGAGUCUUUUGAAGGAAUAAACUGUCUCUCUCUCACCAUG